Molecule: messenger RNA, 3915 nt
Organism: Adineta steineri
Lineage: Eukaryota; Metazoa; Rotifera; Eurotatoria; Adinetida; Adinetidae
Source: the annotation of a GenBank genome assembly
AUGAAUUUCAUAGCUGGUCUUCGGACUAUCAAAGAAUAUCUUAGUAGCUUGAAUCUUUUCGAAAGUUCAGCUGGUCUAACUAAUCCAAAUCGUUUGCGUACUGAAAUUAUAUCAACUCGAAUAUAUAUUGUUCUUGCAACUAUUGCUGUAUCUAUACUUGUUUUGUUUACUGCUUUGGAAGACACAACACAAAGCAAUACUAUUCGAAAUCCAUCUCAAGAUACUUUUAAUCAAUUCUAUUCCGAAUAUUCAACAACACUUCAGUGUUCAUGUAGUCAAGUAGAAAUACCAUACAAAACUUUAAUUAAUAUAUCAUACAAGUUACAUCCUGUAUGUUCAAGUGUAUUCAUCUCCGAUUCUUGGAUCAAUCUUCUAUUUAGUCCUGAUAUGACGUAUUACUAUCCCAUAGAUUUUCGUUCAUCUGGUAAUGGCCAAUUUCAACUUCUUGCCUCACUCUGUUUAUUUGCUAAUCAAACAUUAAACAAUGCAAUUGAUGAUUUUCUUUCUGAUUUUCUCUUGAGUCCACUGACUCUUUCAUCAACAUCAUUCAAAAAUCAAAGUGAAGCAAGUGCCGAAUUUUUGAAAACUUCGACAACCUAUACAUUUCGUCGUCUUCUAAAUCUGGUGCGUGAUACAAGUCUAAUGAAUGGUUUACAACCAGCAAUGCAAACAUCAUCGAUGGAAUUAUUAGAGUAUUUUUCCAAUGGCACGCUGUCUGCAUUUCCAUAUGCAACGAUUUGGUAUGGUGAUUAUGAAAGAAAAUGUUUUUGUGGUAUUACUUCAGACUGUUAUGAACAAGCUGCCUUUUUUGAUUUAUAUGCAUAUGAAACACAUGGAGUUUUUAAACAAUUAGAUUCUCUCGAAAAUGUAACCGGAUUUCUAGUUGGAUGUUAUGCCUUUGAUGCACUUCUUCAAUCAUCACUUAUUUGUUUCUUCGAUUCUAUAUGUCUAAAUAAUAUCUUAACGUAUUUUCCAACAAUUAAUAUUACUAGUGAUGAUAUUCUUAAUAUUAAUCAGACACAGUUUGAACCCAAUACAACCAUUGAAACACUUGCUAAUAAUUUAUUUAUUGAAGAUUGGACAGCAGAAUCUUUGUUUAGUGCCUAUUAUUCUAAAUGUGCUCCAAUUCUUUGUAUCUAUACAUUUACGGAACGCAACAGCUUUCUACAAGUUUUAACAACUUUAUUGGGUGUUUAUGGUGGACUUACAGUUGCGUUACGUAUGUGUAUUCCAUAUGCUGUCCGUUUCUGGCGUUAUCGCAAGGUUGCGAAUCGAAAUGAACUUACUAUAUUGCAGCGUCUUCGAAAUGCACAGAAUACGAUGAAGAAUAAAAUUAUUGAAUUGAAUCUAUUCAAAACAGCUACAGCACGUACUAAUCCUUUUGAACUAAAGACUACAAAAAUUAUUACUUAUGUCUAUCUGAUUACAAUGCUACUUGCUCUAAGUAUUGUAACCAUUUAUUUAUUGGCAUCAACUCAAGUCCGUACUGAAACUAUACAAAAUCCAUCUCAAAUGAUUUUUGGAAAUUUAAAUGAGAAAUAUAUGAGUACACUACAAUGUCCAUGUAGUUCCAUUGCUAAUUCUUAUGAAUUAUUUACUUCAUUAUCACCUACGUUUCAUCCUAUAUGUUCAAGUUUAUUUUUAUCUGAUGAUUGGAUUGUUUCUAUAUCGGAUAUGAAUAUACUGUAUGCAGCAUAUGAUCCAUUAGAUUUUCGAGUAGCUGGUCCAAUCUUUUUCAACGCUAUGCACACAUUAUGUUCUCUUUCAAACAUAACUAUUUAUGAUACUUGGUACGAAUUUAAUCAAUCACUAUUAAUUACUAAUUUAGUAGUAACGGAAUCAGAAUUUGAGACUCGAACAAAUGUGACAAUUGAACAAUUUCAAGAAAAUACAUUAAAUGAAUUUAAACGUAUUCUCUCACUUGUUGAUUUACAUGCAAAAACUAUGUAUAAUGUGGGAUAUGACAAUCUUGAGCUUUAUACUAAUCAACUAGCUACUAGUAUAACACAAGUUGAUUUUCGUUGGGAGCCAGUAGAAACAGAUACAUGUUCAUGCAGUCCUAAUGGUCAAUGUACUGAUGUAAUGAGUUUCUUUUAUUAUACUGGUCUUGAUAAUACCUCACCAUACUAUCUAAACUUUACAAUAUCUGAUCUACAAGUUGGUUGUUACGUAUUACCGAGUGCUCUUAAUUCUACACUUUCAUGUUUCUUUAAUCAAACAUGUUUAGACAUGAUUAAAAAUGUGAUAGAAAAUGAGGUAAAUCCUGUUCGAUUUGAUGAUGUGCCAAUUCUCGAUAUAAAUAGUACUCGAUUUCCACCUCAUACUCGUAUCCAAAUAAUACUUGAUAAUCUUAUGAUUGAAACAUGGAAUGAAAAGAUCAGUUAUGAAAAAUACUAUGAGAAAUGUGCACCAGAACAAUGUACAUAUACAUAUACUUCCCGAAAUAAUCCUAUUCAAAUAAUUACUACACUCAUUGGGCUGUUUGGUGGCUUAUCAGUUGCAUUGAAAAUUAUUGUUUCAUUGAUUGUUCGUCGGAUACGAAAUCGAAUGCGUCCACAUGAAGAAACAAAUGUCGUAACAGAUCAACCUACAACAGUUCGUAACGUUACAAAUAUUUGGCUUAUAUUAAAAACUAAGUUAUUAAAACUGAACUUAUUUGAAAGUGAAUUAUCAUGGGAUGACGAGCAACGGCAACGAAGAGAAAUUAUUAUUACACGUGCUUAUCUAUUAUUCCUCAUGAUUGCCGUUGCCAUUCUAGUUAUGUACACAUUUAUUGACACACAAACUAAAAUAGUUAAAAUUCUUAAUCCAUCUCGAGAUAAAUUUGAUCAACUUCGAUUAAAUCCUCAAUAUUCAACAACACUUGAUUGUCCUUGUACAAGUAUUAUUGUUUCUUAUAACUCAUUUAUUUCAAUUAAACCCUAUUAUCAUCAACUAUGUUCAAGUGAUUUUGUUGUAAACAGUUCUACUUGGAUUUCUUUGAUUUAUUCGUAUACCGCAGGUAUUGACUAUUCAUAUGAUGAUUAUCGUCAGUUUGCUCCGUCGCAUUUCCAAUUACUUUCAGGACUUUGUUCACUUGCGAAUGAUACAGUGAAUGCAGCAAUAACUGAAUUUUCACGAAAUACAAUAAUUAAUGAAAGAGUACAAUCUCAAGAAUCUAUCAAAGCACAAACUGAUAUUAUUCUUUCUCAAUUUCUUUUAUCAACUCCUCGAACAUUUACAUUAACUCUUGAUUUCAUUCGAUAUAUAAAUCAAGGGAAUGGUAUUGUUUCAUCAAUUUUUUCUAAUUGGCAUUUUCUUUCACUAGAUACGGGAUUUGAAUAUGCUGCUCUGUGGGCUGUGCCACAUGCUUAUAAUGAUAAUAGUUGUAUUUGUGGUACAAGUUCAAUGUGUAUCUCACAAGCUUCAUUUAGUGGAAUAACUAUUCCUGGUUUGCAUGUGGGAUGUUAUCCACUUGAAUCACUUCUUCAAUCAACACUUGAAUGUCUCUAUAAUGUAACAUGUAUUAAUCAACUCAAGUCUAUGUAUACACAUUCAAAUAUGAUAUUUAAUCCAUUAAAUGAUACUUUAUCGUCUCGUAAUACUACAGUUCAAUCUAUAGUCAAUAAUCUUCUAGUUGAAAGAUGGGAAACUGAAGUAGUUUAUGAAAAUUAUUAUGCAGCAUGUACUCCUCUUUGGUGUACAUAUACAUUUGAUGGACAAAUAAGUCCAAUCUAUACAAUAACGACUAUUAUUGGUCUUUAUGGUGGUUUGACAGUCGUAUUUAAACUUAUUACUCCUAUUAUAGUACGAAUUGGAUAUUAUAUAGUUAGGUAUCGUCGUCGACGUGCCAAUCAAGUUGUGACUGUAAUGACAAUUGAUAAGUUUAAGUCACUUCGAAGUAUACAUCUUCAUAUUGGAAAAGAAGAAAACUAA